AUGCAACUUCCACCCUAUAAACCUCCAAACAAAAUCCGAAAAGCCAUUCUUGUCCGACCAAAGGAGCCCCAGGAAGGAAAAAAUGCUAAAAGACGCAACGGGUGCGAUUCUAUAGCAGACACUCUUGCCAAGUGGAAGCACUAUAACCAAGAACUUGAUUCUGCCAACCAAGGAGUAAACAGGAAGAGAAAGGUCCAAUCCUUGGGCUCCAAGAAGGGAUGUAUGCCGGGAAAAGGCGGGCCUGAGAACUCCGGUUGCAGCUACAGAGGUGUUAGGCAGAGGACGUGGGGCAAGUGGGUGGCUGAAAUUCGAGAACCCAACACUUUAAGGGAACUUGGUAAGGGGAGAAGAAGGCUGUGGCUGGGUUCCUUCUCCACUGCAGAGGAAGCAGCUCGUGCCUAUGAUGAAGCUGCAAGGGCCAUGUAUGGUUCUUCCGCCCGUCUCAACUUUCCUGAGGACAGUCAACAAUCAGUUGAGUUCUCUCAAGACUCCACAUCAACUACAACCAGCACAUCGCCCCCCAAAUCUAUAGAAAGACCAAAUAAGUUUGGGACUAGCUUUGCUGAGGAAUCAAGUGUAGAACCUGAGUGCCCUGUUGUUUGUCCAAAAGACAAUAAUAGUACACCUUCCGACGAGGUAGAAGUUGAGACACCUAUGGAUGAGGAAAAUUGCGAAAAUGCCACAGAUACUGGUGGCUGCUAUGGCUCCGGUAAUGAGCUUGAGUACUUCCAGAAUUUGUUGACACAAGAAACCUAUGAUUUUGGUCAAUUACCAAUUGUUACUUCCCCUUCUAAUGAUGUUGAAUUCAAGACCCCAAUAAUAUGGCAAGCAAAUAAUGAAGAACUUGAGGAGAGUCCAGAGAACAGUGACCAUCAUGGCUUCAACAAAGGCUUCUGGGAUUUGUUAUUGGGAGGACCAUCUGACAUUGAGCCUUUAAAUCUAAUAGGUACUGAUAACCCUGCAUUGGAGCAAUCUGGGAAGUAUAAUUUCGGUGAUUUUUCAUUUACUACCAUGUCUUGGACUGGUUAUGAAGUUGAGACGCCAGGAAUGAAGGAAGAAAAGAAAGAACAACUUGAGGGAAUCACGGAUUACAGUGGUCAUCAUGGCUUCUACGAUAAGCAUAGUCACUUCCGAGCAUUCGAAGAAACAAUUAACAGUAAAGGUUCUGAGGCAAUCAAUACUGAUAAAUCAUGGACACAAGAAGGGAACUAUGAUGAUGAUCAACUCCUGUUGCCUUUAGAAGGUCACAUGCAGUUUGGGAGACCAUCUGAUUGCUGCCCCCAGUCUCAAAACCCAGAUGCCCAACCGCUCAGAGAAUUGCACCACAUUGGGGAGACAGAUGCCAGUGUGGAUUACAAACUGGAUUCCUUGGAACCUGAAAGCUCUCUUGACUUCAAUGAUCCAAAGUUGCUAGAAUCAUGGUUCCCUGAUUUAGGAUUUUAG
This is a messenger RNA of Vitis vinifera (wine grape), 1443 nucleotides long. RefSeq lists its product as uncharacterized. NCBI's taxonomy places the organism in Eukaryota, Viridiplantae, Streptophyta, Magnoliopsida, Vitales, Vitaceae. Gene Ontology annotation, molecular function: transcription cis-regulatory region binding; DNA-binding transcription factor activity. Bases 1 to 1443 code for a protein of 480 amino acids. Gene Ontology annotation, cellular component: nucleus. Gene Ontology annotation, biological process: positive regulation of DNA-templated transcription; response to stress. The transcript has 2 exons. The record is from RefSeq and is a predicted model, not a curated record.